AAAUCAAUCAACUCAUCCGAAUGAUUUGGUAUUACAUGAAGAGCAUCAUAAGAUAGGCAUUUUACAAACUCUGCAAAAGGGACCAUCAUGGGCUCUAAACGAAGGAGAGCCACAUCUCCUUCAAGCAGCGUGAGUGGCGGGGAUUUCGAUGAUGGUCCAUCUGCACCCAUGCCCUCAACCAGUCGCAAGCGAAGGAGAAUAUCAAAUAUCCCCACUGUUGAUCCUAUUGCCGUGUGCCAUGAACUUUACAACACCAUUCGGGAUUACAAGGAUGACCAGGGCAGGAUGCUUUGUGAAUUAUUCAUCCGUGCGCCGAAGAGAAGGAACCAACCUGAUUACUAUGAUGUGGUGUCCCAACCCAUUGACAUGAUGAAAAUUCAGCAAAAACUGAAAAUGGAGGAAUAUGAUGAUGUGGAGCAGAUUACUAGUGAUUUUCAACUCUUAUUCAACAAUGCCAAGGCUUAUUACAAGCCUGACACAUCUGAGUACCGAGCAGCCAGCAAGCUGUGGGACCUGUACAUUCGCACUAAGAAUGAGUUUGUGCAGAGGGCAGACUAUGAUGACGAUGAUGACGAUGGUGAUGAGGGACAAGAACAUCCUGGGAUGUCACAUGAGGAUGAGACUGCACCAACCUGUCUGAAGGAUGUUCUUGAACAGCUGCUUGAUGCGAUGGUGUCCUACACAGACCCCGCUGGGAGGCUCAUCAGUGAACUCUUCCAGAGGUUACCUUCUAAAGUGCAAUACCCAGAUUACUACGAGAUCAUAAAGGAUCCCAUUGACUUGAAGUGCAUUGCUCAAAGGAUACAGGUGGGUUACUACAGAAGUCCUCAUGCUAUGUCUAAGGACAUAGAUCUCUUGGUAAAAAAUGCCAAGACGUACAAUGAACCUGGAUCACAGGUUUUCAAGGACGCCAACACAUUAAAGAAGGUCUUUGCCCAAAGGAGGGCAGAAAUGGAGCAUUCUGAGCCUGUCAAGUCCAGCAUACGGAUAAGGAACAGGCGAUCAGUCCAUGGAGACCGUCUGUCAGCCAUAACCAUGGCACUGCAGUAUGGCUCAGAGGCAGAGGACGACCCCAUCCUCGCUGGACCCAUCCAUUACGAUGAUGCGGAGGCAGAGGCAGAGUGCAUCCAGCUGGGGCUGGACUUGACCAGCCCGGUGUUCCAGAUCUACGAGGCGGUACGUGGGGGCAGGACCAGCCAGGGUAUAAUGCUGGCCGAGCCUUUCCUCCAGCUGCCCUCCCGCAAGGACUAUCCCGACUACUACCAGCAGAUCAACCAGCCCAUCUCCCUCCAGCAGAUCCGGUGUAAAAUAAAAGCCAACGAAUAUGACAGCAUAGAGCACCUGGAGGCGGACCUGAUGACCAUGUGCGAGAACGCCAAGCGCUACAACGUGCCGCACUCCCAGAUCUUCAAGAAGGCCCUGAAGCUGCAGCAUAUCCUACAGCUGAAAAGAAAGGAGCUUUUGAGAAGUGGGGACGAGGACAGGGACAGCUUGGUCAUGUCGGACAUCUGCUCAGCCAAGAGGAAGAGCCACAAGAAGAACACCAGGAAGAACCGCAUGAAGGUGCUGUUUGCGACGGUGACGGACGCGCGGGACAUGACCACGGGCCGGCGGCUGUGCGAGCUCUUCAUGGUCAAGCCGUCCAAGAAGGACUACCCCGACUACUACAAGGUCAUCCUGGAGCCCAUGGACCUGCGCACCAUCGAGCACAACAUCCGCGCCGACAAGUACAUGAGCGAGGAGACCAUGGCGGAGGACAUGCGGCUCAUGUUCCGCAACGCGCGGCACUACAACGAGGAGGGAUCCCAGGUAUAUAACGACGCCAACAUCCUGGAGAAGAUUCUUCGGGAGAAGAGGAGGGAGCUGGGACCCAUGCCAGACGACGAUGACAUACUUUCCCCAAAGCUAAAAAUAAGGAAGAGUGGCAUCUCCCCCAAGAAGUCCAAGUACCUGACGCCCCUGCAGCAGAAGCUCAACGAGCUGUACGAGGCGGUGAAGAACUACACGGACAAGCGGGGCCGGCGCCUCAGCACCAUCUUCCUGCGGCUGCCGUCGCGCGCCGAGCUGCCCGACUACUACCUGGCCAUCAAGAAGCCCGUGGACAUGGAGAAGAUCAAGAGCCACAUGCUCUCCAACAAGUACCAGGACGUGGACGCGCUGGUGGAGGACCUGGUGCUCAUGUUCAACAACGCCUGCACCUACAACGAGCCCGAGUCGCUCAUCUACAAGGACGCCCUGGUGCUGCACAAGGUGCUGCUGGAGACGCGGCGUGACCUGGAGGGGGGCGAGGACGCGCACGUGCCGGAGGUGGCGCGGCUGAUCCAGGAGCUGGUGCGCAGCCUCUUCGUCUCCGUGCUGGGCCACCAGGACGACGAGGGCCGUUGCUAUAGUGACUCGCUGGCCGAGAUUCCCGCCGCCGACCCCGCCAACGCCGAGCGGCCCCCGCUCAACUUCGAGGUCAUCCGGGCCAACGUGGACCACGGCCGCUACAAGAGGCUGGACGUCUUCCAGGACCACAUGUUCGAGGUGCUGGAGAAGGCCCGACGCCUGCACAGGACGGACUCUGAGAUCUUCGAGGACUCGGUGGAGCUGCAGCAGUUCCUCAUCCGCAUCCGAGACGAGCUGUGCAAGAACGGCGAGAUCCUGAUGUCGCCGGCCCUCAGCUACACGCACAAACACCUCCACAGCGACGUGGAGAAGGAGAAGAAGGAGAAACUCCCCAGGGAGAUGGAGGAGGACAGGAUGAAGCGAGAGGAGGAGAAGAAAGAGGCUGAGAAGGGUGAUGGGUGUCCUGGAGGGCCGUGGCAGGGUGUGCCGCGUACCUACAGCCAGGACUGCAGCUUCAAGGACCACAUGUACCACGUGGGAGACUACGUCUACGUGGAGCCCGCCGAGCCCAACCUGCAGCCACACAUCGUCUGCAUCGAACGCCUGUGGCAGGACGACGCCGGGGAGAAAUGGCUGUAUGGCAGUUGGUUCUACAGGCCUAAUGAAACCUUCCAUCUGGCUACACGCAAGUUUCUGGAGAAGGAGGUCUUCAAGAGUGACUAUUACAACAAAGUGCCUGUCAGCAAGAUACUGGGCAAAUGUGUGGUCAUGUUUGUCAAGGAAUACUUUAAGCUGCAUCCGGAGGGCUUCAGGGCAGAGGAUGUCUUUGUGUGCGAGUCCCGCUACUCAGCCAAGGCCAAGUCUUUCAAGAAGAUCAAGAUGUGGACCAUGCCGCUGAGCUCUCUGAAGUUCAUCCCUCGCGAGGUGCCGUUGCCAGUGGUGCGAGUUGCCUCCAUAUUCGCCCCCAAGACAGAGGAGAGGCCGCCUCCAGACAUACCUGAGGACGACAAAGCAGUCCCACCCACCGUAGAUAAGGAGAGAGAGGAUGUGACGAUGGAGAUGGCCAGCGGUGAGCCUGGCUGCCAGUACUAUGAGCAGCUGUCCUACAAUGACAUGUGGCUGAAAGUGGGAGACUGCGUCUACAUCCGCUCUCAUGGACUAGUGCGCCACCGAGUGGGCAGGAUCGAGAGGAUGUGGGUUCGAGACGGAUCUGCCUUCUUCUUUGGGCCGAUCUUCAUCCACCCAGAGGAGACGGAGCAUGAGCCCACUAAGAUGUUCUACAAGAAAGAGGUCUUCCUCAGCAACCUUGAAGAGUCCUGCCCAAUGACAUGCAUUACCGGGAAGUGCACGGUGUCGUCGUUCAAGGACUACCUGUCGUGCCGGCCCACCGAGGUUCCAGAGGAGGACGUGCUGCUGUGCGAGAGCCGCUACAUCGAGAGCGAGAAGCAGAUGAAGAAGUUCAAGGGCCUGAAGCGCUUCUCCCUAUCGGCCAAAGUGGUGGAGGACGAGAUUUAUUACUUUAGGAAACUGAUAGUGCCUCAGAAGGAGCCGUCUCCGCUUCUGGACAAGAAGAUCGAGGAGCUGGAGGCCAAGUUUGCGGACAUGACGGACGAGGAGCUGGAGGAGCUGGGGGAGGACGACGGAGAAAUGUCUGAUAUCCAGUCCAUGCCCCAGCUGCAGACCUCCAUAAACAGUGACCUGGACAUGAUGCCCUACACACCCCCUCAGUCCACUCCUAAAUCCAUCAAGGGCCUGUCUAAGAAGGAGGGCUCCAAGAGGAAGAUCAACAUGAGCGGCUACAUCCUCUUCAGCAGUGAGAUGCGCGCCGUCAUCAAGGCCCAGCACCCGGACUUCUCCUUCGGGGAGCUCAGCCGCCUAGUGGGCACCGAGUGGAGAAGCCUGGAGGCCACCAAGAAGGCCGAGUACGAAGAGUGGAGCAAGCUGGAGGCCAAGAAGAGAGCAGAGUAUGAAGAGCGGGCAGCUAAGGUGGCGGAGCAGCAGGAGCGCGAGAGGGCCGCGCAACAGCAGAACUCCCCAAGAGCAGGUACCCCGGUCGGGGCGCUUAUGGGGGUGGUGGCCCCUCCGGCCCCGCUGGGGAUGCUUAACCACAGCAUGACCCCUGCCGCAGGCAUGAUAGGCAUGUAUGGGCCACCCAUGCUGCCCCACCCGGGGCCGAGCGGAAUGGUUAGUAUGGCCGGCAGGCCAAUGCAUCCUAUGGGCAUGCCCAUGGUACCCCAUCACUUCCCACCUCCUCCUCAUCCUCCACCCCGUAGGCGCCGAUUCCCCGGCAUGCAUUACCUGGGUAACAUGAACGGCACCCCUGGUACUGGAAAUCAGUAUGGAGCUCAGAUGGGGCAUACAGGUCAAGGUCAGCAGGCUCCUCCCCCUUACCCAGGCCAGGGCCAGGGAGGCCAGCCCUCCGUGCAGCAGCCGACCACGCCCAUCUUCGUGGCCCCGCCUCCCCGGCAGCAGCGGAUCCUGCACUCCGAGGCCUACCUGAGGUACAUCGAGGGGCUCAACGCCGAGUCCACCACCGUCAGCAAGUGGGACCAAGCACUCUCAGCGCGUAAAAAGGACGUACGGUUGACUAAAGAGCAGGAGAGCCGUCUGCCGUCCCAUUGGUUGAAGAGCAAGGGUGCCCACAACACCAUGGCUGACGCCUUAUGGAGGCUGCGAGACCUCAUGCUCCGCGACUCCAUCAACAUUAGUCAGACGUAUAACCUUCAGAACAUCUAAUAACCAUUCCUGAUCUCAUGCCCCCCAUCAGCAGAGGCGGAGGGGGGGUGGGGGGAGCAUUGUAGUAUUAAUGUUGUAAUACUGUAAGUUCAAUUUGUCAUUGUUUUUUCUUUGUUUGUUUUGUAAAGAAUUGUCUCAUUUAGUCGGUUGCCUUGGGCUAGCGUUCAUGCUGUUUUUUGUAUGCAUUUUCAAUGUUCUUGUAUGCAUUUGGAACUGUUGUUCUGUCAUGGAAGACAAACAUUUUCAUAAAAUGUUAAAGAAAAGCUGUGUUGA
Molecule: messenger RNA, 5337 nt
Organism: Engraulis encrasicolus (European anchovy)
Lineage: Eukaryota; Metazoa; Chordata; Actinopteri; Clupeiformes; Engraulidae
Gene: pbrm1
Product: polybromo 1
Exons: 32
Coding region: 88-5064 (1658 amino acids)
Biological process (GO): chromatin remodeling; transcription elongation by RNA polymerase II
Cellular component (GO): SWI/SNF complex; RSC-type complex
Molecular function (GO): protein binding; chromatin binding
Source: RefSeq, a predicted model, not a curated record